Hemiscyllium ocellatum (epaulette shark) is the source of this 6902-nucleotide messenger RNA. It is a transcript of the gene rbl1, whose product is annotated as retinoblastoma-like 1 (p107). The record is from RefSeq and is a predicted model, not a curated record. Lineage: Eukaryota; Metazoa; Chordata; Chondrichthyes; Orectolobiformes; Hemiscylliidae. The transcript has 22 exons. Gene Ontology annotation, cellular component: transcription regulator complex; nucleus; chromatin. Bases 1500 to 4793 code for a protein of 1097 amino acids. Gene Ontology annotation, biological process: cell differentiation; regulation of transcription by RNA polymerase II; negative regulation of G1/S transition of mitotic cell cycle. Gene Ontology annotation, molecular function: RNA polymerase II transcription regulatory region sequence-specific DNA binding.
CCGACUGCAGCAGCUUCAGAGACGGAGAGACCCGGGGGGAGGAGGGGGGAGUGUGUGAGAGACUGACCCGGGAUAGAGAGAGUGUGACUGACCCGGGAUAGAGAGAGAGAGACUGUGUCUGACCCGGGAUAGAGAGAGACUGUGACUGACCCGGGAUAGAGAGAGACUGUGACUGACCCGGGAUAGGGAGAGAGAGAGACUGUGACUGACCCGGGAUAGAGAGAGACUGUGACUGACCCGGGAUAGAGAGAGACUGUGACUGACCCGGGAUAGAGAGAGAGACUGUGACUGACCCGGGAUAGAGAGAGACUGUGACUGACCCGGGAUAGAGAGAGUGUGACUGACCCGGGAUAGAGAGAGUGUGACUGACCCGGGAUAGAGAGAGACUGUGUCUGACCCGGGAUAGAGAGAGACUGUGACUGACCCGGGAUAGAGAGAGACUGUGUCUGACCCGGGAUAGAGAGAGACUGUGACUGACCCGGGAUAGGGAGAGAGACUGUGACUGACCCGGGAUAGAGAGAGAGACUGUGACUGACCCGGGAUAGAGAGAGAGACUGUGACUGACCCGGGAUAGAGAGAGAGACUGUGACUGACCCGGGAUAGAGAGAGAGACUGUGACUGACCCGGGAUAGAGAGAGAGACUGUGACUGACCCGGGAUAGAGAGAGAGACUGUGACUGACCCGGGAUAGAGAGAGAGACUGUGACUGACCCGGGAUAGAGAGAGACUGUGACUGACCCGGGAUAGAGAGAGAGACUGUGACUGACCCGGGAUAGAGAGAGAGACUGUGACUGACCCGGGAUAGAGAGAGAGACUGUGUCUGACCCGGGAUAGAGAGAGACUGUGUCUGACCCGGGAUAGGGAGAGAGAGAGACUGUGACUGACCCGGGAUAGAGAGAGAGAGAGAGACUGUGUCUGACCCGGGAUAGAGAGAGAGAGAGACUGUGUCUGACCCGGGAUAGAGAGAGAGAGAGAGACUGUGACUGACCCGGGAUAGAGAGAGAGAGAGAGACUGUGACUGACCCGGGAUAGAGAGAGAGAGAGAGACUGUGUCUGACCCGAGAUAGAGAGAGAGAGAGAGACUGUGUCUGACCCGAGAUAGAGAGAGAGAGAGAGAGACUGUGUCUGACCCGAGAUAGAGAGAGAGAGAGAGAGACUGUGUCUGACCCGAGAUAGAGAGAGAGAGAGAGAGACUGUGUCUGACCCGAGAUAGAGAGAGAGAGAGAGAGACUGUGUCUGACCCGAGAUAGAGAGAGAGAGAGAGACUGUGUCUGACCCGAGAUAGAGAGAGAGAGAGAGAGACUGUGUCUGACCCGAGAUAGAGAGAGAGAGAGAGAGACUGUGUCUGACCCGAGAUAGAGAGAGAGAGAGAGAGACUGUGUCUGACCCGAGAUAGAGAGAGAGAGAGAGACUGUGUCUGACCCGGGAUAAAGAGAGAGAGACUGUGACUGACCCGGGAUAGAGAAAACUGACCCUGGCGAGGGUGAGAGAGGCGGCGCCAUGCCCAGCGGAGAGAGUCGGGACGGCAGCGGGCGGUCACUCCGUGACAGCUUUGACAAGUUGUGUCAGGACCUGAAUAUGGACUUGGAGAGUGGGGCUGAGGCUUGGGAGAACCUUCAGAGGAUCCGCCUCAACUACACCCUGGAGGGAGAAACUCUGCACUGGCUUGCUUGUGCCUUAUAUGUAGCCUGUCGAAAAAGCAUCACGCCAACUGUCAGCAAGGGAACAAUGGAAGGAAACGGUGUGUCACUGACAAGAAUCCUGCGCUCAUCAAAGUUAAGCCUAAUUCAGUUUUUCAGCAAGAUGAAGAAAUGGGCAGACAUGGCCAAUUUGUGUCAAGAAUUCAGGGAACGCGUGGAACAGUUGGAAAGGAAUUUUGAAGUUUCAACUGUAAUUUUCAAAAAAUUUGAACCUAUAUUUUUGGACAUGUUUCAAAAUCGUCAUGAAGAUCAGUCUCGCCUUCAAAGAAGCAGAAAACAGCGGCGCCUUCCAUGCAGCACAUCUGAUGCUUUUAGUUUUUGCUGGACCUUAUUUGUAUAUACUAAAGGCAAUUUCCGUAUGAUUGGAGAUGACCUUGUAAAUUCUUACCAUCUCUUGCUUUGUUGCCUGGAUCUCGUGUUUGGAAAUGCUUUACUGUGUCCUAAUAGAAAAGAACUGCUUAACCCAAAUUUUGAAGCAGGUUUGCCACCAGAGUUUAACAGCCAGGACUAUAAACCCCCAGUGCAACCUCCAUGCAUCAUUGACAAGCUAUGUGACUUGCAUGAUGGACUCACUGUAGAAGCAAAAGGCAUCAAGGAGCACUACUGGAAACCUUAUAUUAAAAAGCUGUUUGAGAGAAAGAUUCUGAAAGGGAACAGUGAGCUCCUCGUAGGACUUCUGGAUGUUAACAAUUUUACAGACAACAACAAAGCAAUAAACAAGGAAUAUGAAGAGUAUGUUCUGACCGUGGGGGAUUUUGAUGAGCGGAUAUUUCUGGGAGAAGAUGCCGAUGAAGAAAUAGGGACUCCUAGCAAGUCUGCAGUGGAUGUUUCAGUUGGGAAACUGUCAGCAAGAAUCCAAGUAGAAUGCAACCUUCAACAGCACUUCGAAAAAACAAAAUCUUUAGCACCUUCAACACCCUUGACAGGAAGACGGUACUUGAAGGAGAAAGAACUGGUUGUAACACCAGUGUCCUCAGCCACACAGAGCGUGAGUCGUUUACAGACCAUGGUAAUGGGACUCAAAAACACCCCAAGUGAGCUUCUGCUGCAGGUUUUCAACUCCUGUUCACGGAACCCAGUUGAAGCUAUAACAGCCCGUGUGAAAAAGAUGGGUGAGACUUUCUGCCAUCACUAUGUACAACCAAUGGAAAGCCAGGCUGGUUCUCAUAUAGAUUUUGCUAUCCGGCGGCUGAGACUUGCUGAAAUCUUGUAUUGGAAAAUCCUGGAGACAGUGAUGCUGCAGGAAAAUCGCCGAAACCCUGGGAAAGACAUGACUGUUUUACUGGAGCAAGAUAUUUUCCAUCGGUCCCUGAUGGCUUGCUGCCUGGAGAUAGUUCUCUCCUCUUAUAGUUCACAGCGUACAUUCCCAUGGAUUAUCGCCAUCCUGGAUCUUAGUCCUUUUUACUUCUACAAGGUGAUAGAAGUGCUUAUUCGGGCAGAGGACGGUCUUUCUCGUGACAUGGUGAAGCAUCUCAACAAUAUUGAAGAGCAAAUUUUAGAGAGUCGAGCUUGGAGCCAUGACUCAGCUCUUUGGAAAGCUUUGUUUGGAACAGACAGUAAGGUUCCAACAUGUGAAGAGGUGACUUUUCCCUCCAAUUUUGAAACUGGUAAUGGAGGUCCCACCCACCUGCCAAUGAUGCCAUUGUCUCCUAUAGUACACCCUCGAGUAAAGGAAGUCCGGACAGACAUUGCUGCAACCAUUAACAAACGAGAUAUUCCUCCUCCGGCAUCACCUCUAUCUGUUCACGAUCGAUUCACCUCACCCUCUGCAGGAAGUGCUAAAAGGAGACUCUUUGGUGAUGACAAUGCAUUGGAUGCCCAUGUCAAUAUUGCUCAGAAUAAUGUUAGCCAAUCACCUGGACUAAGGAUCAUCCAGACACAAAGUAUAACCAAUGAAAACAUUACCCUGUCUCCUGGGCAAACUGUUGUAACCAUGGCAACAGCUACUGUAACAGCUACCAACGGUCAAACGCUAACUAUACCUGUACAAGGUAUUGCAAAUGAAACUGGGGGCAUCACGUUCAUCCCAGUCCACAUGAAUGUAUCCCAGCAAUCACAGGUUGCAGAAGAAACUGUACAAGUCCCACUCUCUGCCCAGACUUUAAUCAAUUCUUCAGCCAAACAGUUGGGAAUUGGAACAGCGCGGGAGCCUCAGAUACCAAUCAAUAAACCAAAGAAGACUGGCUCAUUGGCAUUGUUUUUCCGAAAGGUAUAUCAUCUAGCCAGUGUCCGACUGCGUGACUUGUGUCUAAAACUGGAUGUGUCUGCAGAGCUUCGAAGAAAGAUUUGGACUUGCUUUGAGUAUUCUUUGGUGAAUUGUACUGAUCUGAUGACUGACAGGCACCUUGAUCAGCUCCUCCUCUGUGCUGUCUACAUAAUGGCCAAGGUUACUAAGGAGGAUAGAUCUUUCACAGAUAUAAUGAAAUGUUACAGAAGUCAACCCCAAGCCAACAGCAGUGUGUACCGAAGUGUUCUUCUUAAAGGAGGGAAAUGGUCAAGGAUGACUGGUCUUGAUGAGCAUAAUGGGGAAGAUGUAAUCAUGGAAGAUCAAGUGCUAAGUGGUGAUCAUCCAAAAAAUAGCAUUGUACAUUAUCCUGGCAAAGCAAGCAGUCCUUCAUUGUCUCCUGCCAAAGUGUCCAAGUGUCCUGUAACUCUUCAGGAGGAGAGGGGUGACCUUAUUAAGUUCUAUAAUACAGUCUAUGUGAACAGGAUUAAAGAAUUUGCACUGAAGUACUCCAGUGUAAAACUAGAAUGUGGGGUGGAAGCACCGCCACUAUCUCCUUUUCCAAAUGUUAAAUCCCACCCUGUAUCACCACGUCGAAUAUCACAGAGACAUGCGGUCUACAUUUCUCCUCACAAGAAUGGCACCUCCCUAACACCGCGUACAGCAAUGAUGUACAGGUUUAACCGAAGCCCAUCAAAGAAUCUCAGAGAUAUCAACUGCAUGAUCAAACAAGGGGAGAGGCUGAGCAGAAAACGAGCAUUCACCAUGGAAAGUGACAGCGAGUCUCCAGCAAAACGUCUCUGCCAAGAAAAUGAUGACAUUUUGUUAAAACGAUUACAGGAUGUUGUCAGCGAGCGGGCAAACCGUUGAAAGCAGUGCCAUGCACAAUAAUGCUUCUGCUUCAGGUUUAUUAUGUAGAAUUCCUAGAAUCAGACACAUCAGAAUAUAAAGUAUAAUUAUGUGUGGAAAGCCUAGAAUCCUUCCCACAUUCAACUAUCUGGUUGACACAUGCCCACCAAACUGACCACUGUGUACGUUUUUCCGUGCCCCCCUCCCCUGAAAAAAAACCUGUUAUCCAGAAAAGGCUGUUAAUUGAGAAGAGACUCAAAUAUGCAUCAUCACUUGGUACUAAAGGGAUGAAACGAUUUAUCUCCUUAUCAGUAAUCAAAAUCUGACACUCUAGGCAUGCUGCUAGUGUUGUUGUUAGUCAAAAGCAGGGUAUCAGCAUUUCAUCUUGCUGCCAUUUUCACAGUUGCCUAAGGUAAUACUUUGACCUUGUGUGCAGCUAAAUAAUAAGUUCAGAUGUUGAGAAGAAAGCCUUUAGGAUAUUUGCAGCUGAAUUUGGCUGGUAUGUUUUCAGUGAUUUAUUUGGAUUUAGAUUGCCGGCUGUUAUAAGUACAAGGAAGUUUCAAAGAGCUAUCAGUUUUUAAUAGUGUAGUUUUCAUGAGAAGGGCAUCAAACAAAUAAAAUGCGUGUUUGGCAGCCUCUCAGCAAAGUUCUGUAACUCACCAAAACCUGAUGGCUGUAAAUUCCUGUAGAGUGGAAUGUACCCGUAAUCUCUCCCUUAUAGUUGCAGUGUUCCAAUUCACUUAUGGAACUGAUUGAUACUGAUUCUUGAAGCCUACUUGCAUACAAUGCACACGGUCACAGUAAUCUCCUGUGUGUAGCUCAGAAGGCCCCUUAGAGAGUGGAUUAGUGGAAUCCUAGAGUCUUUUGUGAGAGUUUUGUGCUUGUUAAGUGGAGAAAUCUUCGUGCUGAAAGGUGAACCAUCUUCCAGGUUAGAUGAGGCACCACUGCAGGGUUUUGCUCUAUCCUCUUUGUCCAGAUUUGCUUCAGCACCAACCUCAGCAGAACACCUUUCUUGCAUCAAUAUGACAGUUUCUCGUUUGAGACUUCCUUCCUAUUAGUACUAGUCCGUGACAUCAGCUGUAAAGAGCCUUAUUGCCAUCAUGACACUGACCAAUAAUUUUAAGAUUGGUGGGAGUAAAGCACUCAUCCCAGUUUACCUUGAGAUUGUAAGCUUUACUGAGAAUUUGUUAUUUUUUGGAUCCUCUUCAGUCUGAAGCUGUAUAAGCCAUAGAAAUUACAGUUUAUUUGGGUCGUGAUAUUUGAGUUUUCAUGAACUUCUUUUUUGCUGAGUUUCUGCCUGAAGAGGGAUUGUGAAGGAUGAUCUUUUCCAGAAACCUUUUGCCUUACCAGGUUUUUGGGCUAGGCUGUUGCCCAUUUUAUCCUGUCUUGGUGAGAAUAGUGAAUUUUCCUAUUUGCCUUUAUACUUGUAAAUGCAUAUCUCUAUCCUUGUAGACUUUGGCAUAUACAGUGGUAAAUAUUUUAAAAUCUUAACCAUAGAUGCCGGAACCCUCACACAUCUCAAGGAUGAUAUUUAUGUUGUGCAGAAACCAUUAACUAAUUACAUCAUGUAUCAUUUCAUAGAUGUGACAAUCACUUUCACCCAGUGAUUCUACUCUUUUACUAAUGAAGCAUUAUCUCUGGUAAACCAAGUGGUGUGGUGGACAAGGCAUUUCUUUUUAACCUGGUACAUUUAUCCAACAAUAUGCAGAACUUCCUCUCUGACGUACUAAAGAAUAUGAUUAGAGUCUGUCACUGAAGCUGCACCAGAUUUUUAAAAAGGCCAUGCUAUUUCUUGCACACACCAACAUGUGAGAAAUAUUAAGUGUCACACUGAAGCUGCAAUAUUGAACAAACUAGAGAGAGCUUUAUUAUUUGUUAAGCUAAAGCUACAAUGGAUCUGGAAUGCCUGAUGGUGAUAAACAUAAAACUUCAAAUUACUAACUCUGCUCCCUCGCCCAUCUACCAACCAACUCGCACCAUGCAUUUGAAAGAUUGUGAUGUUUUGUCAUUAUUCCUCAGAGUUGUGGUUCUGUUCGCCAAGCUGGGAAUUUGUGUUGCAGACGUUUUGUCCCCUGUCCAGGUGACAUCCUCAGUGCUUGGGAGCCUCCUGUGAAGCGCAUCCGUGAUCUU